Molecule: messenger RNA, 2036 nt
Organism: Amaranthus tricolor (Joseph's coat)
Lineage: Eukaryota; Viridiplantae; Streptophyta; Magnoliopsida; Caryophyllales; Amaranthaceae
Product: molybdenum cofactor sulfurase-like
Exons: 1
Coding region: 42-1769 (575 amino acids)
Source: RefSeq, a predicted model, not a curated record
UGAUUACUUAGCAACUAGAGAUUUUAAAAAAGAAGGGCAAAAUGCAAUCUACAAAAGCAAAACCAAUGAAGAAACUAUGCAAAUGCAGUUGUUGUUUAAAUCAAAUCAUAAACUUUUCAUCAUCUUUAGAUCAUCAAAAUUCAUCAAACAUAUAUAAUUCAUCAACUUUCCAAUAUGAUUUUGCAACUGCAACAAGUUCUUCUCUUUACCCCAAUACCCAAUUCACAAACCCAGAAUCACUCCCUACAUUACAGGAAUCAUUCCGAAGUUUUACCAGAUCAUUCCCUCAAUAUUUAACCACUGUUGAAGCUGAUGAAAUUCGAGCCUCCGAAUACCGCCAUCUUAAUGUUUCAUCUCAUGUUUUUCUUGACUAUAAUGGUCAUGCUCUGUUUUCCUUUUCACAAUAUGAUCAUAAAAAUGGUGAAUUUAUUGCUUCUUCUUCUAAUUCUUGUAAUAAUUCAAUAAUCCUAAAAGAGAAUUUAUCAUGUAUUGAGAUUUCCCAUGUGGGUAAUAAUAGAUCAUCAUCAUCACCACCAUCACCAUCACCAUCAUCAUCAUCAUCAGAGUUUGAGAAGAAGCUAAAAGGAAGAAUUAUGAGGUAUUUGAAUGUAUUAGAAGAUGAUUAUUCAAUGUUUAUUACUGCAAAUCAAACAUCUUCUUUUGGGUUGUUAUCUGAAUUAUACCCAUUUGAAUCUAAUAAGAAUCUUGUUAUGGUUUAUGAUCAUGAAAAUGAAUCAUUAGAAUCCAUGAAAAAGAGCUCCACAAAGAAUGGAGGAAGAGUUUAUUCAGCAGAGUUUAAAUGGCCUAAACUCAAGAUUCAUUGUACUAAAUUACAGGAAAUACUGGUAGAAAGUAGAAAAAACAAGAAAAAAAAUAAAGGGUUGUUUGUUUUUCCUGUUCAAUCAAGAAUAAGUGGAGCAAAAUACUCAUAUCAAUGGAUGAGUUUAGCAAGAGAAAAUGGGUGGCAUAUAUUACUUGAUGCAACUACCCUUAAUCCUAAAGAAACGGACACUUUAGGACUAUCUUUACUUCAACCUGAAUUUCUUAUAUGCACAGUUUACAACAUUUUUGGUCAAGACCCAUCUGGAUUUUCUUGUUUAAUUGUCAAAAAAUCCAUUAAUGGGUUGUUAAAUUCAUCAAAAACAUGUUCUUUUAAUGGGUUAGUGAGCUUAAAUGAUCCAAAAACAAAAGAUGGGUUAUGUGAUAAAGAAGUAAAAUGUAAGGGAUUAGACCAAACAGAUUCUUUAGGUCUAAUUCUUAUUGGGAAUAGAAUAAGGUGUUUGAUAAAUUGGUUAAUAAAUGCAUUAUUAGCAUUAUAUCAUCCCCAUUCAGAAAGGGGCGUACAAUUAGUACAAAUUUAUGGUCCUAGAGUGAAAUUUGAUAGAGGGUCGUCUUUAGCAUUUAAUAUAUUUGAUUGGAAAGGGGAAAAAAUGGAGCCAAUGUUAGUACAAAAGCUUGCUGAUAGGAAUAAUAUAUCACUUGGUUGUGGGUUUUUAAGGCAUGUUUGGUUUUCUCAAAGAUAUCAACUUGAAAAGGAAAAGGUUUUGGUGGAAGAGGUUGAAGAUGGUGGGAAGAAAUGUAAAGGGAAGAAAAGGGAAUGCUUGGAAAGUGGUGGGAUUCCUGUUGUUACAGCUACUAUAAGUUUUUUGACAAAUUUUGAAGAUAUGUAUAUGCUUUGGAAAUUUGUUUCUAAGUUUUUAGAUGCUGAUUUUGUUGAGAAAGAAAGGUGGAGGUAUACAGCACUUAAUCAGAAAUCUAUUGAAGUAUGAAUUUAUAUUUUAUUUCAUUGUUCUUUAAUAAAUAAUUCAUAUUUUUGUGUAGGUUUUUGUUAAUUCAUUGCUUGUUUUACCACAUAUUUUCAUUUUAGAUGGUUUCACCGUGACACAAUUUAAAUUUAAAUGUAUAAACAUUCACUUUGAAUAUAUAAACAUUCAUUUUUUAAAUUAGUUGAUAUGUGUAUAUAUGUCUACUAUCAGUAGAAAACUGAUAUAUACAGUGGCGGACCCAGGAAUUUCAAAUUGGGGGGUCAAAAUCCG